This is a messenger RNA of Fraxinus pennsylvanica, 789 nucleotides long. Lineage: Eukaryota; Viridiplantae; Streptophyta; Magnoliopsida; Lamiales; Oleaceae. The record is from the annotation of a GenBank genome assembly.
AUGGCAUUGCCAGUCUCUGCGACUGGCUUUGAAGUGAGUUCUGUUUGGUACACUCGUGGAAGUUUCAUAUUUCCUGGGGCACAGCCGUUUCCGCAUCGUAGCUUUUCUGAAGAAGUAGCUGCUCUAGACGGCCAUUUUGGCAAACAUGGGCUAAACAGCAAGGCCUAUGUGAUGGGUGGUGCUGAUGAAGAUCAGAAAUGGCACGUCUACUGUGCAUCUGCUGCCCCAACGAAAGAUUUAUGCCCUGUGUACACUCUAGAGAUGUGCAUGACCAAUUUGAACCAGAAGAAGGCCUCUGUAUUUUACAAGACUCAAUCAAGCUCUGCAGCUGUCAUGACUGAAGCUUCCGGCAUCAGGAAAAUUCUCCCCGAUUCUGAGAUAUGUGAUUUUGAUUUUGAUCCAUGCGGUUACUCCAUGAAUGCUGUUGAAGGGGCUGCAAUCUCUACAAUUCACGUGACUCCAGAGGAUGGGUUCAGUUAUGCAAGUUUUGAAGUAGUUGGAUACGAUUUCAAAGUGGUUAACUUGACCCUGCUACUAGAGAGGGUACUGGCUUGCUUCCAACCAGCCAAGUUUUCCAUAGCUUUGCAUGGGAAGGACCUUGAUCUGGACUUGACACGUAAUAUGAAGGGAUAUGUAUGUGCAGAAAGGAGCUUUGAAGUUGUUGGUCAUGGUGGAUCUAUUAUCUACAGCAGCUUUAUCAGUGCUGGAAACUGCAGCUCUCCAAGGUCAAUUCUGCAAUUCUGCUGGGACGAGAACCAGGACGAGGAAGUCGAGAAGAAACAAUUGUGA